UCUGAUUUCGUUUCUUCUUGCUUUCGUAGUCAGCUGUUCCCUUCCCAUCUGUCAAUGCAGUCAUUCAUUUGUUUCUCCAUCCCACUCUUUGCAUCCUAUAUUCCUGAUUGGUUGCUGGGUCAAGAUUCGAUACCUCUUUGAUUUACCCUGGUUAUAUCGAUAGUUCUUGAAAUUGGAAGUGUUGAAGAGAAUUUCGUUGCAGGCUGGUGGGUUGGUUAGAUUACUAAUCACACUUACAUAUUGCGUUUGUAUUAUAAUUGUUCGAUUUAUUCAAUAUCUAUAUUGUGCGAGGGCAACCAAAUAAAAAUGAACCAGUAUUGGUAACGAACGUAUUUGUCAUUAUUAGCAAAGUGUGACAAGUGUAUAGCCUCGACUGUUACAGUGUGGUAAAGUCGGUGUCCACUGUGAAUGGCAAUAUAUGGUUAUUACUGGUGGCCUGUGCAGGUCACUCCUUUCAAUUAACUGUGCGUGAGUUAAAAUGUAAUCUACUGUAUGUUUGGAGUCGUCAACAAAUGGUUUCGUGACCCAAACCCAAUAAAGUGUUUAAUUUUCUUAGAAGGUUGCUAAACCCGGUUGUCUAAAUUACACUUCAAUGAGGAGAAAAUAAAAUAAAUGUUGACAAGGAAACAACUUGUUCUGAAGAGAAGAGAGCAUGCAUUUUUACAUUGGUAAAGUUGUUUGAAUUUUAAGAAGCAUUUUAUAACUGAACGUGAAAUUGACACAUCUGUCUAAUUUGAAUAAUGGCUGGAGUAGUACCUGUACCUAUAAGGACUGGUCGAAAGCAAUGGACUUUACAUGAUGGUCCUAGAGGUUCCCUACGUCGGUUGCGAAGUCAACUGGCAGAAGAUGGGUGUCCUGAGUCACAAGUUGUUUACGCCAAACAGUUAUUGGAAGAAAAGUGUGAAGAAGAUGAAGACAAAGAAGAGAAUGCGAGACUGGGUGUGUACUGGUUGACUAAAGCUUCAGAACAAGGAAAUUUGGAAGCAACUGCUAUACUCAAACAAUGCUUGGAAACAGGACAAGGUAUAACAGAGCACAAUUUUUUGGAAGUAAAGACGUGCCUAAACACUCCGCAAGAUGAAAAGUUAGCUCGUAGGGCUGCUCGUGAAAUGUUUUCAUGUCUUUCUGAUGGGCAAGAUUUUAUAACCACAGAGCAGCUCCAGAAACAAAUAGAAAUUGCUGAAAGACAAAAUAUAGGUGUUCGUCACAAAGUAGAAAAACAACCCCAACGUAUUCUCGGAAGUAAUGAAUCAACUGAAAAGGCAGAGAACUCAUGUGAGAAGGAGAGUGCGGGUAAUAGUGAUGGAACAUCAACUCAAAAUGAUGCAUUGUUUUCCAGUAAAGAUUGGACUUCUCGAGAUGAAGAUUCUGGCCAGAAAGUGACAGAAGAUCAUUUGGUGACAGCUGCAUCAAAUUAUGCACGUGGAGAAUUGCCUCUCAUGCACAGAGUUUUAACUCUUAGUCAGCGUGGUAGCCAGGCUGUUGAUUCAAUGCAUUUUUUGCAUCGCAGUCUUCUUCAUCCAUUAAACUCUCUUCACUCUCUCUACAUAAAUGUAGUAGAUUUUAUUGUGAAAAAUGGAUCUGCAUUUCUUUCCGCUUUAUUUCCAUCAGCACUGUCUCAUGUUCAAACUUUAUUAAUUUUAGUAGUCUACUCUUUGUGUGGAACAGAAAGUCUUCUUUUAUUUAUUCCAAUGAUUGCAUAUUGCAUUUCAUUCAUUGUAAUGGUAGUGUCUACUUUUCAGAUGAUACAUAGAAAACGAGAAUUCCAUGAUUUUAGAAAAUGGUCUUGCCUAUUUAUUAGUUAUAGUGGAGGUAACUUAAACCCAGAAGAAGCUGAGUAUCAGUAUUGUAGUAAAAAUUUACGUCCUUAUGUUCAUUUUUUUGUGGCAUUGCUAGUGAAUCUUUUAAUAUAUCCUGUCAUAGCAGCAUAUUGGACUCCCCAAACAGAACUUACAGUUAUAGCUUUCUUUCUUACACUUUUAACAUUGUAUGCUUUUAUGGACAAUAGAAAAUUCCCAGACUUUUUAGCUCUUUUUUCAUUUGCAGUAAAUAUUCUGGCAAAAUAUCCAUAUGAAACUGAUGCAGUGGUAACACAAGGUUGGCGAUUUUUGGAUGUUAGGAUUCCUACUUUCGCUUCAUAUGUAGUAGGGAAUGGUGUGGAGUUCUGUUUAAAUUUUAGAGCCGUAUUUUAUUUACUUAUUCCAGCAAUUUUUGUAAAGAUGGCAUCUCGCGAUAAAUGGCGAGGUACUUACAAAACACUUAUUCCUCAUUGUGUGACUCUGUCAUGGUGGCAAGUGGCAGUUAUCUGUUCUCAAGGAGCAACUUGGUAUGCCUUGAUCCGCAGUACAUUAGCAAUGGUAGGGUUGAUUUUAAUUGUCCCUCUUGCUGGUCUUGGAAUGAUAAUACUUCCUGUUUUUGCCGUUGGAAAAUACCUCGCAAAUUCUGCAAUAUUGCUUCGAGUUUUGUCGUCAGUUGCCCUUGCAUCUGUUCCGCUUGGAAUAGCAUUGUAUUUAAAAAGGUGGAGACUACAAGGUUAUACAAGAGCAACAGUUGAAAGAUUUAUUGCAAGAACACAGAUCAUUGUGAUGGUUGCAGCUGCUGUUUUUCUGCUUAUGCCUCUUGUUACGGAAUUGAGUAUCCAGGAUGAUGAAAGUUCAGAUCGAUUUCCACAGGGAAGUUUGUCAUGGGAACAGUACCUUAAUUAUUGUCACCAACCAGCAUGGGAGCGAACCUCAAUGGCAACAGUUCAGUUACAAUGUGCUCAGCUGGCAGGUACACCCGUCAGUUGGGAUGGCUACAUUUCACAAGUUAAAAUACGAAGCAUAAGUAACACUUUACAAACUAUUGUCGGCAAAUUGCCGAAAUUGGCUCGAAAUAUUUUAACUUGUUAUUAUGGAGAGCCUUAUAAUGAUAACUGUGAUGAAAAUUUGACAGAAUCACAAUUCAGGCAGUGUAAAAUGAUUAAGGAACUUAAAACCAAGCAUUCAAGAUGUCACCUGGAAGGAUGGAACAAGUAUGAAUUUGAAGUCCAUGUGAAAAUGAAAUCUGGAAUGUGGGGUACUGCAGCAGAAAUCUCACUCAUUGCAGACAAUUCAUUUCGCAACUUCACCCUUGCUCUUAGGCCUGGAGACAGAGUUUGGUUUACAGGCACUCUUUUGAAUGAAGGAAAAGGAGACAAUUUGCUUGGAGGACAAACACCUCAAAUUGAUUUGUUAGAAAUAGGAUGUUUGGGUUGUCAUGUUAGUGAGAUAGCUAUUCACAAAAAGAUACCAGUUUCAUUUGAUGCAAUGUCGCUAUUGAGUUAUGUGUACGUGGGAAUAAAAUCUGUUUUGAAUUUUGUAUUCAAUCCUUUAGUAAUUUUUAAGUGAAGUUCUUUUGGAUAAUAAUUUUGAUAAGUUGCCUUUUGAAUUUUGUAGUUUCUGUAUGAUUAUACAGAGGAAAAAAAAUAUUUAUGUAACAUAAUAGGGACUAUAACACUAAAGCACUUUUUUUUCCAAGAACAAGUACUGAAUUUGCUUUGUUUAUUGUUAGUCAGUGCUAAAUGUAAAUACAUAACAUCAUAGCUAUGUAAUGCUGUGUAAAUAAGUGUGAAAUUUGUAAAUACCACUAAGUAUAUGUAAUUAUAUAAAUAAUACCGAAAAUAUAAUUAAUUCAUUUAUAAUUAGCUGAAGUAACCUGGCCUGGCCCCAGAAUAUUUACAAAAAUCAUCUUUAGCCAGUGUUGGUAGCCAAACUUCUCAACUACACUCCGUGAAGUCAGAGAGGUUAAGCAGCACGAGAUACUGAGGGUUCCUAAGUAAGAUACCCUGGGAACUCUAGAUUUUAACAGCACAAACCACAGUUGCCAAUAGGGAUAAAAGGCAAUGAAAUGACAAAAAGAUUAUGUCAAAGGAUAAUAAAUUACUCCUUAUUAAGAAAGUAAUAGGAAAAGGAAUUAAUUCUCUAUAAACGGAGAAAACUGUCAGUGUUUUGACAGGAAAGCUCCCUGGUACUGAAUGGGAGGGGCUUUCUCGCUCUUACGUGUAAA
Gryllus bimaculatus (two-spotted cricket) is the source of this 4026-nucleotide messenger RNA. The record is from the annotation of a GenBank genome assembly. NCBI's taxonomy places the organism in Eukaryota, Metazoa, Arthropoda, Insecta, Orthoptera, Gryllidae.